Molecule: messenger RNA, 1097 nt
Organism: Lactuca saligna
Lineage: Eukaryota; Viridiplantae; Streptophyta; Magnoliopsida; Asterales; Asteraceae
Source: the annotation of a GenBank genome assembly
CACACAAACUCUCUCUCUUACACACCACCAUCUUUGAAACAUGUCUUUUAUGACAACCUCGCUGGUUUUCUUGCUGACCACCGCCCUCCUCCACACCGCCACCGCCAACUAUGGUGGCUGGCAGAGCGCCCACGCUACCUUUUAUGGUGGCGGCGAUGCUUCAGGGACAAUGGGUGGAGCAUGUGGUUAUGGGGAUUUGUAUAGCCAAGGAUACGGAACAAACACCGCAGCAUUGAGCACUGCACUUUUUAACAACGGAUUAAGCUGCGGAGGGUGUUACGAGAUGAUGUGUGUGAACGAUCCGCAGUGGUGCCUCCCUGGCUCCGUCAUCAUCACCGCCACCAAUUUCUGCCCGCCUAACUUCGACUUGCCCAGCAACAAUGGCGGAUGGUGCAACCCGCCACUCCAGCAUUUUGACAUGGCUCAACCUGCUUUCUUGCAAAUAGCUAAAUACAAGGCAGGAAUCGUUCCCGUAUCUUUCAGAAGGGUUCCUUGCAUAAAAAGAGGAGGAAUAAGGUUCACUAUGCAUGGCCACUCGUACUUCAACUUGGUUUUGAUCAGCAACGUCGGAGGUGCAGGGGACGUGCAUGAGGUCUCGAUCAAAGGGUCGAAAACAGGGUGGCAGGCUAUGUCGAGAAACUGGGGUCAAAACUGGCAAAGCAAUUCGUAUCUUAAUGGUCAAAGUCUCUCUUUUAGAGUCACAACUAGUGACGGAAAGACGACGAUAAGUUAUAAUGUGGUGGGUUCUGGUUGGCAGUUUGGCCAGACUUUCCAAGGGGACCAGUUUUAAUAGUUCAAAAGUGGAGGGGGUUCAUUUGAUAUUUUCGUUAAGAAAUGCCCACUUUUAAUUAAAUUCUUUAGAAAACAUGACGAAUAUUCAUAUAAAAAUAGCAGCAAAGAAUAUGUGUCAUGUUUUUUGAAGCCUCCGGCAAUUUUUUUUUUGGCAUUUGGCUAUAGGGACCCCAUAUAUUUGUAUAAUAUAAUAUUUUAUGCUUUAUGUUUCUAUUUUUGGUCAGUCUGUGAAGCUGAGGUGUUGAAUCGCAUCCGCGAAACGUUGUAUUGAACUGCCCUUAAUAAACGUUAGGUUGUGAUAUGAU